Candidula unifasciata is the source of this 921-nucleotide messenger RNA. NCBI's taxonomy places the organism in Eukaryota, Metazoa, Mollusca, Gastropoda, Stylommatophora, Geomitridae. The record is from the annotation of a GenBank genome assembly.
AUGGCGAUGUCAACAGAUCUGAAUAUAGCCAGAAAAAAUUUGGCCGACGUUCUUGGCGAUUCCAUGAAAUUAUACUUGCAGAAUCUCAAUUCCUGGUUUAAAAGAAAGAUCAACAAAGAGGAGUUUGACUUUGAAGCCCGAAAGCUGAUGAGAAAUGACACUGUUCAUUUGCACAAUGAGUUCCUACUUGCUCUUAUUGCCAAGUGCCAUAUUUUGAGUUCUUCUUUCAAUGCCAGGGAUGCCAGCAGUUCGAGUAAAGUGCAGAAGGUGGCAAAAGUCAAGAAAAGACCCCCAGGUGGCAGAGCCAAUCUGCAGCAACGUUUUAUAGCUGCACCAGUCAUUGAUUAUGUACCACAAACAACCAGCAAGGCACUUGAGGAAGGAGCAAGUCCCACUCCUCUAGGGUUUGUGGCAAGAGAGGGACUGAUGCCGGAUAUGGCAAUGGUUCACGGGAGGAUGCUGGUGUGUGCUUGGGAGACGGGUCUUGCAGAUGUACAAGAGGCAGCAGUUAAGCUUCUUAUGCUGGCCUUGGAGACGCAGGUGAAACAUAUUUUAUCCCUGGUGGUGCGGCAGAGGAAGGGCUACAAGCUGAGGGAAGGAAAGUUUGUCUACUCGGCCGGUGUAGGCGUGAAGAACCCCUACUACAAAGCCAGUGAUGUCUGUGUAGAUCCAAGUACAGAAAGUACAGCGACAACGAUCACACCUGGUGCCCUUCAUGCUCCUAGUUUGAGGCCAUCAGUUGAGUCUGGAGAAGACAUCGCUGCUGAGCAGUUUGCACUUGGGGUUGAGUUUUUACCGGAGGAUCAGGAACCAAUCUCCCUAUAUGACUUGUGUGACACUCUGAUGGUAAGUCAGAAACCAUUCUCAUUUGCUAUUGUGUCCCACUCUGUGUACGCUACAGUCAUUGAGAGAAACAUAUAA